Molecule: messenger RNA, 2788 nt
Organism: Cebus imitator (Panamanian white-faced capuchin)
Lineage: Eukaryota; Metazoa; Chordata; Mammalia; Primates; Cebidae
Product: tetraspanin-17-like
Exons: 3
Coding region: 90-704 (204 amino acids)
Biological process (GO): protein maturation; regulation of vascular endothelial growth factor signaling pathway; protein localization to plasma membrane
Cellular component (GO): membrane
Source: RefSeq, a predicted model, not a curated record
GCCCCGGGCAGCUGUAGCCCAGCGUGGCCCGCGUGGCGCUGGGCCUGGCUCCCGGCUCCGGUUUCCGGGCCGGCGGGUGGCCGCUCACCAUGCCCGGCAAGCGCCAGCACUUCCAGGAACCCGAGAUCGGCUGCUGCGGGAAAUGCUUCCUGUUUGGCUUCAACAUUGUCUUCUGGUUCUCCGUGUUCCUCGGCCUCGUCUUCUUCCUGGAGCUGGCAACAGAGAUCCUGGCCUUUGUCUUCAAGGGCUGGAUUCGAGUCCAGCUCGACCUCUUCAUCAACAGCAACGUCAAGGCCUAUCGGGACGACAUUGACCUCCAGAACCUCAUUGACUUUGCUCAGGAAUACUGGUCUUGCUACAGAGCCCCAGGCCCCAACGACUGGAACCUCAAUAUCUACUUCAACUUCACUGACUUGAACCCUAGCUGGGAGCACUGUGGGGUGCCCUUCUCCUGCUGCGUCAGGGACCCUGCGGAAGAUGUCCUCAACACCCAGUGUGGUUACAACGUCCGGCUCAAACUGGAGCUGGAGCAGCAGGGCUUCAUCCACGCCAAAGGCUGCGUGGGCCAGUUUGAGAAGUGGCUGCAGGACAACCUGAUUGUCACGGCCAGGGUCUUCCUGGGCAUCGCCCUCCUCCAGAUCUUUGGCAUCUGCCUGGCCCAGAAACUGAUGAGUGACAUCAAAGCAGUGAAAGCCAACUGGUGAGGCCGCCACAGGCCAUGGCCAUAUGCCUGGCUUACCCAGCCUCGGGGGCCCCACAGGACCCUCCGACCACACUCUUGAUGGGCAAGGCUGCAGGAGGCGUUCCUGCUGGGACUGAGCCCUGAGAGGUUCGCCUGAGCCACUGUGCUGUCCACCCACGGAGAAAGCUGCUGUGCUUCUGCCUGGGCCACUUGUCCUGUGUGCGCACGCACAUACACAGGCAGGCACACGUGUGCACAGGGAGCCACUGUCUCGGCGGCACUUGGGGUAGGGGAUCUCCAGGGAACUAGGAAGGGCGCAGCUCAGAGGGUGCGGGCCAGGUGGGGUGGGAGGCGCUGUGUGAAGGGCCCGCCCCUGUUUCCCGCCCCCCAGUGCUGGGAUGCACUUUUCUGUGCGUGGCUGUAUGGGAUGUGUUCCUGGAGCCACUGCCUCAAGCAGCUUCAGAGUGUUCUUCUCCAUGAACUGUGACUUUGAGCCUGCCAGGAACCCACCUCAGCCUCAGUGUUUCAGACUCUGAAAUGGGGCCAAGAAUUUUCUCUCUCUUGCUUGCCUCUCAGGAGGAAAUGGAAUGAUGACUUUGAAAACCACUGGCUUAUGCCCACCAUUUUCGAGGUCCUGUCCACGUGGGGCCUCAGCAGAACUCUCUGGUUGGGGCCCCUGGCCUGGCGCCACCCUGCUGACAUGUUUUCUUUGGCCUGGGUGGUUUAUAUCCUUGAGCCAACCUUUAAAAAUUGGUAGAUUUCACAUAAGUGUCCAGAUCCACAGCUUCUUUUGAAGAAUGACCACCUGGCUACGCCAGCUCUUCAGUGGCAAUACUACCUGGGACACUGCCUCCCCUGUCAUCAGGGGCCGGCCCCAGGUGGUCUGUUCUACUCACCUAAGUGCCAUCUGACCCUGGUACACUAGGAGUUGGCCUCUCUCACCUCUGCGGGGUUAUUCCCUGCACCUCGAGGCCGCUGCGGGCCAACCUGGAAUGCAACACAGGGACCUGAAGGAUCGGGAGGCUGGACCCCGCUCUGAAGAGAGUGUAGCCUGGGAGAGGUGGCCUUGCUGGGGACUCCGGUGGGAGUAGAGUGCCCAGGAGAGGGUGAGAGGGGUGGGAUGGGGUCAGGACAAUUUUGCAAAGAAGUAGCUGGAAGCCAGGGGACUGGGGUGAGCCUGGCUCAGGGGGGUCUGGAUGGUUGACUCCUAGGAAUCAGGUUCAGUAUCUUAGCCGUGGCUGCAGAGCUCCCUGAUGUGCACUAGAGGGCGCGCCGGCCCCACACUCCCUGGGUCUGGCUUCCUCCCGCAACCUCUCGCCAGUACAGCCUGUGCCUGCCUGCUAGCCCUUCCAGAUUCCCGGAGUUCGGGAACUUCUCAAGAGCCAACUGGCUCAGGCUUAGGAAGGGUGGCUGCUGCCCUCAGCUCCGCCUCAUCAGCUAUGCAAGGGGUAUGUGUGCAGUUACCCUGCCGCCCCCUCCCUGGGCUUGUCCAGAGAUCUCAACCUCGGAUGCCCCUGCAGUCACGUAGAUCAUUAUAAGUGGAUGAAGCAGGCCCUGGAAUUGGGAGCCUGCUUCACUUUGACUUUCCCACUGUUGCUGGAGACAAAGACAUCGUGAUGAGAGAAAAUUCGCACAAUCUAGUGGGUAACUGCCACUUGCCUUGAGAGCAAUAGAGUGUGGUGGGUCCCCCUCUGACGGUGGUCACUGCCAUGUUCAGGUGUAGCUAAUUGCUCUGAUUGCUCUGAUGUGGGAAUGCAGGCCUAAUUCCAGAAAUCUGGAGAAGCCAGAAUACAGAUUUCUAUGUGAGGUGUCCUGAUUUUUAAAUUGUUGGCAGAAACUAAACUAAUUCAGAAAUUAAAUCUGCAGGCCAAACAAGGUGCAGGGCCCAGCUUUGGCCCCAUGCCCCGUAGGUCCCUCUAGGACAGUCACCACUGGGGCCCUGGCUACUCUGCCAUUCAGGGAUGCUGGGCACUGCUGCCUGGUGGCCAGGGUGCGGGCUAUGUGCCCAGCAUUGUGGUUCCUUGGUCCCGCCAGACAGUGUCCUGGGCCCCUGACAGGUGCUGGCUGUGAGUGGUUUAUACAUGCUAUAGUAAAUGAAGAUCACAG